GAAAUGGUUGUUUUGAACACAUAAAUACGAAAAAUUUUCAAGCUUCCAGUUCUCAAACAAUAACUUUGUAUAUAAAGUGGUGAAAUUAAACGAUGCAGUUCUUGAGCAAUUUUUGUUUUAAAUAAACAGCUUUCAUUAAGAUUCUAAUAGGUUUUCUUAAUUAAGACACAUUGUGUUACUGUUAAAAAUAUUUAUCUAACUACUCCAAUCUGGUUACUCUGACAUUCAACACCUGGCGUCAUUAUAAACAACGUACAUACUAUUUUAACGUAAACAAAUAUCAUGACUGCUAUACAUUCAACAUACAACCCACACGUUCUUUCUCGUAAUAAUAGAAAUUGUUUUUGCUAUUGAAAUAAUUUCAGAUAAUUUAUAUUCCUUCAACAUUCGACUACAAAAUAACUACAAAUUGAUUUAUAAUCCUACUGAUUAACAUUGAAUGUUCCAUUAAUGGUGAAAGGAAGUUCGAUGAAAUUAUUUUUGAAUCGGUGGAUUAACAUUUGUUUUGAAUGUCGAAUGCAGCUAUUCACGAAUUGAAAUUCGUGAAUGUGGCUGCUGAGGCUUUCAUCUUCCAGAAGAUGUCACUGCUCGCGAAAGCUCAUAAGUUGGCAGUUCCGCAAGCUAGGGUUUUGCAAAAGCUACAAAUAAUUUUGGGUAGUGGCUUUGAGUAACAUCGUAACCUUACGACGCGGGACAGAUACGGGUUAUUAUAUGUUAUUAAUGAUUUACCGGGGUUUUUGAAAUAAUCCGUAUUCGAUCGCUGUCGGUUCGUCGUGUAGAUUAGUGUGAGUGGUUAACGUGUUUGUCUGGUUGUUUGCUUGGGCCGGUUUGUUGUUACAUCUUCGUUAACAGGAAGUUAAUCUAACAAUGGGAAACGUUCACACCUGUGGCCCAAACGAAGCUCUCGUUGUAUCAGGAGGAUGUUGCGGAUCGAUGAAAAAGAGGACCAUCGUCGGAGGCUACGCCUUCACGUGGUGGUUCGUCACCGACGUUCAACGGCUCUCUCUGGAGGUGAUGACGCUGAAUCCCGUUUGCGAGAACGUGGAGACAGCCCUUGGGGUGCCUUUAACCGUCACCGGGGUAGCUCAAUGCAAGAUCAUGAAGGCUGACGAAUUAUUGCACACUGCCAGCGAACAAUUUCUCGGGAAGAGCGUGCACGAAAUCAAAUCGACGAUCCUCUCUACCUUGGAGGGCCAUCUUCGCGCGAUAUUAGGCACGCUCUCGGUGGAGGAGAUAUACAAGGAUCGAGAUCAGUUCGCGACGCUCGUAAGGGAGGUCGCCGCGCCGGACGUCGGUCGCAUGGGCAUCGAGAUCCUGUCGUUUACGAUAAAGGAUGUCUACGACGACGUUCAAUACUUGGCGUCGCUUGGCAAGGCUCAGACCGCCGCUGUUAAACGGGACGCCGACGUUGGCGUCGCGGAGGCGAACCGCGACGCUGGCAUUCGGGAAGCAGAGUGCGAGAAAGCAGCGAUGGACAUAAAGUACAACACCGACACAAAGAUCGAAGACAACGCCAGACUCUUCCAGCUGCAGAAGGCUAACUUCGAUCAGGAAGUCAACACGGCUAAAGCCGAGGCUCAGUUGGCCUACGAGCUCCAAGCGGCGAAGAUAAGACAACGGAUACGAAACGAAGAAAUUCAGAUAGAAGUCGUGGAAAGGCGCAAGCAGAUCGAGGUGGAGGAGCAGGAAGUCCGUCGAAAGGAACACGAGCUCCAGAGCACCGUGCGGCUUCCGGCUGAGGCCGAGCAUUACAAAAUCGGCAGAGUGGCCGAAGGAAAAAGGACACAGACGGUGAAUGCGGCUACGGCAGAAGCUGAGAAGAUUCGAUUGAUCGGAGAAGCUGAGGCUCAAGCUCUGGAGGCGAUAGGAAUAUCGGAAGCUGAGCGUAUGCGAAUGAAGGCUGCUGUGUACAAGAAGUACGGCGAGGCAGCCAUUCUGAAUAUCGCUCUGAACGCUCUGCCAAAGAUUGCUGCGGAGGUUGCAGCACCAUUGGCCAGAACGGAGGAGAUUGUUCUUCUGGGUGGAAACGACACGACCAGCGGAGAAAUUACCCGCCUUGUGGGGCAAGUACCUCCAGCUGUUCAAGCACUGACCGGUGUAGAUCUGUCAAAAGUGUUAGGGAAAAUACCAGGGGCGAAGUAAUGUCGAAUGCAGCGACAGGUAGAACGACCAGGCGAUCGGACAUUCGGAAUCAGCUGAAGAAAGGAGCAAAAACUCUAUACUGCCAAAGGUUUCUCUGCUAUUCUAUUAUCCACCGGUGACACUCCAACUUUUUUCUCUUUCCCGAAUUACUCUACCUCAAACGUAGAUGAAGCGAAGCUGAACACAACCGGUCAGAUCGGUCGUGGCUCCGCCAAGAGCGCGUCGUUUUAAAUGUCGAUACGGUUGAACGAUUGCUCGUCCCACGCGGUCACGUAAAGCGCACAUUGUCAAGUUGAUCCUUAUUAUCGUCGUCCGUGCACGACGGUUUCCAACGAGUUCGAUUCCUGCGUGCAUCAAAGCGACUGGUAAUUUGAUUCACGAGGACUUCCGGAGGCGUCGACAUGGCCAUACUAACGCAGAAAGAUUCUCGUUGAACCAACCAAGUUAGACUCUGCUAGACAUGGUCAGUGCCUGGAUCAUAUCAAUUUUAUUGAUAGAAUCAUUGGUACCUACCUGAAACUCUAGAUCAGUGAUUGUUAACCUUUGCAGGCUUGCCAUAUAUUUUACAAGAAGAUUCUUGGCAUUUCUUAUAAUUAUAGUAAUAAAUCUUCAAUUGUAACAGUAUACGUUCGAUGAAGGAAGAAAUUUAAUCCGAAAUAAGUAUCAGUUUUGACAAGACAUAUUUAACCUGAUUUCCUGAUUGAAGAUCUAAUAAAUACAUUUAACAACCUUGCAGGAUCCCACUUAUCGCUUACUUUAACUAUUCCUUAAUUCGUGAGAUGUAUAAAUAAAAAUAACUACAAGAAAUAAUUUCCUUUGUAAAAUAAAAUGUUCAGGUUUGAUGCUUCUUUCGGAUGAAAUUUUCCAUUAAGUUAUAGUAACAAUUUCAAGAACUAUAAUACAAUAAAAAUUCAUCAGAUUUGUUGGUUAAACACGGUGGUUAGGAAUCACUGUUCUAGAUCAGUAUUGGUUGAUGCUAGUUAAGAACAACAGAACAUAACCUCUGGGGUUUUCAUCGAAGCUUUCGUCAGCAAUUGAACUUUAAACGGCGCAGCCGGGACGCGAUCGCAAUUGGAAGGAAAAAUGAAGGAGAACGAACAACACGAAGACAAGCGAAUCGUGGCCACCAGCGAAUUAGAAAUAAAUUUAACACGUUGACUGUCAUGCGCAGGGAGAAUAAAUAAAAAUGAAAGUGGCAACACAUGGAAAUAUGAUACUCUUGGAAAGCUAAUAGAAGUGUAUAAGAUAAUUUAUUGAAACGAAUGGUAGUAUGAGCAACUCAUAAUGGUACAGAGGGUUCAUCCAAAAAGGCCACUGCUCAUUAAACCGCUCUGUAAGAACUCACGCAGCAGAAAAACUUAGAAAUUUUUCGCUCUCAAACAUGGCUACCAUUCCUGGUAGCAGUAGCUGCAGAGUGCGGUCGCCAUCUUGGGAAACUAAACAUUCUUAAGUUCACCCUGUGAGUUUUCACAAAGCGACUUGAUAAGCGAUACCUGUCUGGAAGCAUCCAAAGCCUAACCCCUAAUAUACAUCAACUCCCAUUAAUCCUUUGCGGAUGAUCAACCAGGUGACCGCGUACAGUAAACAUCUCUUAAGCCGUCGACUGACUUGCAAUAGAACAUUGUAAUGUAACGCGAGCAUUCGCUUAGUUUGACGAACUAGCGAGCGACGAACCGAGCCGUUCUUGCGCUCGGUUCGCGCUCGAUCGUGCUCCACUGGUCUGUCGAUUUUUUUGACGAACCUCUUUGAUCGUCUACUUUUCACUGAACUGAGUAGGAAGCAUUGAGAGAGAAUUCAGCCGAGAGUUCGAAGCGAACAUUCGUGAUUCCAAAAAGGACCUUGUAGUGUAACGUUGGUGUCGAACCGUAAAAUUCGUGCCGAGCAGUUACAUUACAGCGUUCUGUUGCAAGUCAGUCGCCGGCUUUAUCAUUCAAUGUGUCUGUACCCAACGUGUUGAAGCAUCUUCCGCAUACAGCGUGUCCUGCUUCAAAGUGACCGUCCCUAAAGGAUUACAGGUUUAAAUAUUUAUUGACGAAAUAAGUUAUCUUGUAGCUAAACCAUCGCGACAGUCACCGUAUUAAAACUCGUGGUAGCGCGGUUCAGGCGGAAAUCGAAUUACAUAGGCGAAUGUACGCCUUUGCAUUCGCAUAAAUCUAUUGUGAUUGAAAUUUUCGAUCAUUGUGUUCAACGUAACAUAAGUAAAUUUAACAAAGGGGAGAAGAGAGUAAACGUUCGUGCGGAGUAGGCGACGUGGAAGUCAACUGUCCGUAGUCGUUGUACAUACCCAUAGUUACGUGUGUAUAAUAGCAACUGAGGUUUUUGCCUUGCUUAGAACGAGACGCGACGAAGGAACGUGUUCAGAAGAACGACUCUAGUGCUGAUUUGCAGCGUUCCUUAAGCUCCAAAAUGUUUAUUUACACACGUGAACGCUCGGAUUCGGUACAAUUAUAAUAGAAUGGUACAGGUUUAAAAAAAAAAGUAUAUUAUAAUUCACAAAAUAAAAUUUAAAAAGGAACAAUGAAUUUAGAGAACUUGAUAUACAGUCUGUAUUAUACGGUACUUGAUAUCACCUUGCAAUAUUAAUCGAUACUGUUUCAAACUGACCUAAACUUAAGGACAUACAAUGCAAAUGAGCACAAGUUUCCUCGUUCAUCGUGUUAACACUCGAAAUUCUCUCGGUUGACCACGCAUCGGAAUCAAUCGCAUUACCAACAAACUAUGUAAUAUUCCAAACCGAAGAAAGUGCCAAUUUGUAAAUACAGUAUCUCCUUGCCACUGUAGCAGAAGAAUAAUGAUAUUUAUAUUGCGUAACGAGCAUUCUGUUGCAUUGCACAUUUUUAUUCUGUUCGCAAUAGUGCUUGCAUCAAGCAGGUCUCAAGAUACAUAUAAUUUUUUCCAAAGAAUAUUCGAGACAGACACCCUGCUAAUAAUGGAUAUCGGAGGAUUGCAGAGUACAAAUUCCAUUAAUGUCCUGCACCAAUAUAUAUUUUGUGCUCGAGAUAUAUAGUUAGAGUGAAAAGGGCUUUGUUUGGAAUGGUUUGAAAACUUUCAUCGUUUCCAUUAGUUCGUUAAAUGAUAUUUUUAUACAUAUAAUUUAUUUUUAUACAGAUUAUAUUUAUUUUAUAUCAGUAGGGAAGCUUUGCAAAUGUACAAGAAAUCGAUAUCAAAACUUUGGAGCCUCAAAAAAAAAAAACAUCAAUCUAUUUUAAAUGUUUUGAAAUUAAUUAAUGCUUUUACAACUACAAAGUUUGGUCUUUCAAUUUGACAAAAAAAUCUUCCAAUGAUUGACAAACAUAUUUAGAUGAAUUUUUGUAGUGUUAUAUACAAAUAAUGAAUAAUAAUAAGUAAAAUAAAAUUGAAUCUCUCGAAGAAGCUUUAAUUGCGCCACUUUUACGUUGGCCUUACUUUUUUUUUUAUUGAAGAAUGCGCGUAUAAUUAUAAAUGUAGUAAUUCUUGUUUACUAUUUACCUUCCUUUUAUAUGCAUUCCUUUUAUUAAAUUUGUAUUACUGAUCAAAUGUAUCUUCCGCAUGAUACAAUACAGAGUAAAUAUUAUACACAAGAUAUAAGUAGAAAUGAGCAGUACGUAUGUAAUAUGCACACCAAAGGACAUUUUUAUAAGUGCAGAAUAGUUAUGGUUUACAAGUGUGAAUCUGUAACAAUCAUAUAUACACAAAGAAAUUAGAAAAAAAAUAAUUGUACAAAAAAGUUAUCAUUUCGUUGAAAGUAUAGCGUGUAAGGUUUUCCCAAAUUUUGUUAAAUUUUAUUUAUUUAAAUAUUUAUAUUAGCAACGGAAAGUUUUCAAUCCAAUGCAAGCAGUAGCGAACUAUUUUUCCCAAGUAAACUGUCACGGAUAUCUAAACACUAGAAAAGGGAAGUACAAGAAUGUCAGCUGUUAAAGAAAAGUCUUCCCCCCCCCCCUCCAAAUAAAAAAAAGAGAAAAAAGGAUGGAAAAAGUAAAAGCAUAGUUCAUUUAGAACAGUACAAACGAGAUAAUGACAGAGAACUAAUUUCAAAGUGAAA
This is a messenger RNA of Hylaeus anthracinus, 6163 nucleotides long. RefSeq names its product flotillin-2 (gene Flo2). Lineage: Eukaryota; Metazoa; Arthropoda; Insecta; Hymenoptera; Colletidae. The record is from RefSeq and is a predicted model, not a curated record. Gene Ontology annotation, biological process: regulation of myoblast differentiation; protein localization to plasma membrane. Gene Ontology annotation, cellular component: plasma membrane. Bases 868 to 2142 code for a protein of 424 amino acids. The transcript is spliced from 8 exons.